This is a messenger RNA of Ipomoea triloba (trilobed morning glory), 765 nucleotides long. RefSeq lists its product as uncharacterized. The transcript has a single exon. Gene Ontology annotation, molecular function: nucleic acid binding; RNA-DNA hybrid ribonuclease activity. Bases 1 to 765 code for a protein of 254 amino acids. NCBI's taxonomy places the organism in Eukaryota, Viridiplantae, Streptophyta, Magnoliopsida, Solanales, Convolvulaceae. The record is from RefSeq and is a predicted model, not a curated record.
AUGUGUGACUACUCAAGACUUAUUUGUCAUGAAUCUUCACUGCAUGUUCCUUCUAUGAUUCAAGAUGAUUUUGUUAUGUGGUUUGACAAUGCCCUUUCCAUGCUUAAUAGUGAGGAAUUAUUUGUUGUUAUAGCAGUGAUGUAUUACAUUUGGAAGGCUCGAAAUCACGCUGUUUGGGAUGGCUAUCUUCCGGCGCCAUCUUGUGUGUGGCGAGAAGCAAAUUCGGCAGCAGCUGCAUGGAGGAAUACUCAUUCUCAACAGAUUCCGCCCAAGCCUCCCAUGCCCCUGCCCUUGCCGUUGCCGACUGGAGAACAGCUACAGCAAUGCUUCAUCGACGCAAGCUUCCGGCCUCAAACCAGGACAGCUUCGGUGGGCGUAGUUUUGAUGGCGCACGACGGUGGAUUCAUAGCAGGAUUAAGUGCGCGGCUUCCCGCCUAUUUUUCGCCACUCAUGGCGGAGUCAUUAGCUUGCAAGGAGGCUUUGUCUUGGCUCAAGAAUCGCGGUCUGUCAGCUGUGCACAUCUUUACGGAUUGUUCCACGCUUAGGGAUUUACUUAACUCCUCUCACUCGGAGCUUUUGUCAUAUGUUGGGUAUUCGAUUGAUGCCUCUAGGACUCUUAUGUCAUCUUUUAUUUCUUGUUCAAUUCAUUUAGUUCCUAGAUCUCAUAAUAAGGCUGCACAUACACUUGCAGCUGAGGCUUUCUCUCAGGAGACACCUUUGUACUGGGAUUUAAUCCCUCCAAACUCUAUUGCUCAUUUGUUUUAA